Molecule: messenger RNA, 2028 nt
Organism: Pisolithus orientalis
Lineage: Eukaryota; Fungi; Basidiomycota; Agaricomycetes; Boletales; Pisolithaceae
Exons: 7
Coding region: 219-1754 (511 amino acids)
Biological process (GO): regulation of transcription by RNA polymerase II
Cellular component (GO): nucleus
Molecular function (GO): RNA polymerase II transcription regulatory region sequence-specific DNA binding; DNA-binding transcription factor activity, RNA polymerase II-specific
Source: RefSeq, a predicted model, not a curated record
CCGACAGAGCAAGCACCCCCACGUACCUACUUCCCCUAGCGCCAAGUCUAAACCGGUCGAAACAGGGGACACAGGAAGUACUGCCUUGAGUUUGAAGCGUCUCGCCUUUCCCUGCAGUCAUUGUGAAUCGAUUUUUUACUCGAUGGAGGCGCUUCUCAAACACCAAGCGGAUAGCCAUUCUAUUCCGUGUAAUUACUGCGACCAUCAAUUCCCCACGUAUGCAACCCGGGAUCAACAUGAAGCACUACAUCUCGAAUACAAGUGCAAGCAUUGUGACUGGAAGUUUGCCUCAGAGAAUACUCUGGACCAGCACGUCUCGGACUUGCAUUCCUCGAAAUGCAAUCACUGCGGGUCCCAGCUCUCCUCCGUUACAGCGCGGAACCAGCACUACAAGAGUUGCAAACUUGCCACUCGUUUCUGCUACACGUGUACCCCAGUGCAAUCGCAAAUUUAGCUUAGCUUCCGCAUUGCAUGCCCACGGAAUGACGACGCAUCGGCAUGGAAUAUGGACCCGUGCGAUCUCCGUAGCAAAUUCCACUGCAUCAUCUUCUCAGUCUGUCCGAAACACUAGCCCGGUUGCUGCUAGUGUGUCGGGUUACACAGGCGAACAGUCCCUAGCAAGUCCCACAUCUGAUCCUGAAGGACAAAGUGUUUUGGAUACCCAACCUCACGGCGGCGACAUAGAGGUUGCCACAGAAGAUCAAACUGCAAGCUGCUGUCCAUCCUGUCGGAUCAUCUAUGAGUCGUACGAGGAUUUCCGAACCCAUACCUGCGAGUUCAGAAAGAUGGAGAUCCCUCUUCAUUGCACAUACUGUUACAGUCGCUUUGUGGAUGGUGCGUCACUAGAAAACCACCUGGCCGAAAGGGACUCCUUCUCUUGUACCGUGUGCAAUGUGCAGUUCUGUUCCGACGACUUACUUCACGAUCACCUCGAAACCCAUCCGAAGUGCCGAAAAUGUGAAGCAUCGUUCGCAGACGAAACUGAACUUUACCGGCAUACGGAAGUAGGGCAUCCGGUGGUUGUAUGCUGGGACUGCGGAGGCGCAGUAGUCUCACAGGAAAGUCUCGACUUACAUUACGCUUCAGAGCACCCGUCGUGCACCAUUUGUGGGUCUGUCAUGGAAAGCUCUGACAUGCUGCCCAAGCAUCUUGAGAAUGAGCAUGGUAUUGCACAGGCUGCAAACUCUGACACCAGAAGCUCGUCGGUCACCACUUGCGGGUCUAUAGGAAGUCGCAUUUCUGACCACAACAAUAUAUGUUCCAAUUCACAGGGAUCCACUCCUUCUUUCACCUCACUGCUUACGCAGGCCUCUUCGGAUGAAGGAUACAUCACAACUUCGUCAACCCUAUCUGUGAGCAGCGAUGGAAUGGCUCACUCAGGCGCAGACAACUCGGCAACCCGGAUGCAGAGCUUCUGUGAUGAUAAGGGUUCACCCACUCCGUCUAGAUCUUCACGGGACCUCUCACCUUCCCAUGGGUACGCGGAGUCGAAUCCAAGUUUCUCCAUUGAAUAUGUGAGGGCGGAGGAUAACCACGUUCAAGUGCUGAAUGGAGAUGCGAGGUCGUCGCCAUCCUCAAGUACUCGUAGUCCAGGAGAGCUGUCGUCUUCUGCCUCGUCUCUCAACUCUGAGUCCAUCGUUGACCCUCGAGAGUCGGUUCUUGAGUCCAAAAAGGAAUACAAGCUUUCUGCUGGACAACUUUCUGGGAGGGAGUUUCGCCUUCAUUGCAGGAUUUGUAGGUCGAGAUCCUUGUGAAGAUAUGACCGCAACGAUUUGUGGCCACCUAUUCUGCAAAAGGUGCAUCACGCAGGCCGUCGUCGCCAAGUCUGAAUGUCCGGUAUGCAAGAGUGCCACACUGCUCUACUGCUUGUUUCGGCUCUACCUUGCCGCUUGAAAGUUUCUUCAUAUUUUCGAACGCGUGUCUCCUAUUUUUCUCUAUGAUUGCUUGUUCUGCGGUCCCAAACAUUGGUGUAUACUACUUACCUCCUGUAUCGAAGGGUGCUGGUCACUGGAAGAAUACGCACAUUAU